Messenger RNA from Castor canadensis (American beaver), 4584 nucleotides. It is a transcript of the gene Eeig1, whose product is annotated as estrogen-induced osteoclastogenesis regulator 1. NCBI's taxonomy places the organism in Eukaryota, Metazoa, Chordata, Mammalia, Rodentia, Castoridae. The record is from RefSeq and is a predicted model, not a curated record.
GCGCAGGGCCUCGGCAUUCUCCGAGCGGCGCCGCUCGGCUUCGGGUUCAGGCGGCAGGGUCAGCGGUGCAAGCGGCAGCGCUGCUGCUCGCCGAGCGCUGAACAGAGGCGGAGGACGAGGCGGAAGCCACCGGCCGGGCCGGAGGGCGCCUCAGCUCCGCCAGGGCCCCGCGGUGCGGGUCCCAGGACUGAGGAAGAGUCGGACCCCUAGCUGUCCGGGGCCGACCGGGUGCCCGCUUCGGGGAGGCCCGCGGCCGGACGUUGCUGGCCCCUAGCGUCCCUGCCGCACCUCCGGAGAAGCUCCCGGAUCCCCGGCCGCCUCUGGGGUGCCCUCCAUCUCACCUGCGCAGGCCGCCUGGCACCAGGUGCGGGGGAGUGAGCGCGGCGAGGGCGCCUCCCCCAGCCGCCAGCGGGGCGGGGGCGGGGCCGGUUGCGGCUCUCGACCUCACCGGUCGGCCGGCUGCGCUCAGUCUCACCGGUCCGCCGGGCCGCGCGGCGUGAGCUCCCCCCGGGCCCGGCCACUCGGGAUGCUGCCCGCCUGUGCCGCCGCUCGCGCGCCGCCUGCCACCCCUGCUCUUGCCUCCUGGGCCAUGCCCAGCUGUUUACAUGCCGGUGAAGCCCCCGGCCUCUCUGAGUCCUUCCGAGCUCCGGCUUCUCGAGGGUGAAGCCAGCUGGCUCGCGAACUGGACUGGACGCUCAGACCUGGGGCUCUGGACUCAGAUCCCCGCCCGCUUCGCCGCCUCCUCCUCCACCAUCUGGGCGGGAUCCGGCUCUGGUGUUUUUGAGGAGGGGGUGUGGUGUAGAGAAAGGAAUCCUGGGGAUUUCUGCCCCCCCACCCCCGCCGCCUUUUUUGGCCUUCGGGGCUUCAGACUCAGGGAACUCGCUCAUGGCUUUCUUGAUGAAGAAAAAGAAAUUCAAAUUCCAAACCACUUUCACCCUGGAGGAGCUGACCGCGGUCCCCUUUGUGAACGGGGUCCUCUUCUGCAAGGUCCGGCUGCUGGAUGGCGGGGAUUUUGUUAGCUUGUCCUCAAGGGAGGAGGUGCAGGAGAACUGUGUGCGGUGGCAGAAGAGGUUCACCUUUGUGUGUAAGAUGAGUGCCAACCCAGCCACGGGCCUGCUGGACCCCUGCAUUUUCCGUGUGUCUGUGCGCAAGGAACUGAAAGGCGGAAAGGCUUAUUCUAAGCUGGGCUUUGCUGACUUGAACCUGGCGGAGUUUGCAGGUUCAGGCUCUACUGUGCGCUGCUGCCUGUUGGAGGGAUAUGACACAAAGAACACCCGCCAGGACAACUCUAUCCUGAAGGUUACCAUUGGUAUGUUCCUGCUGUCUGGAGACCCUUGCUUUAAGACGCCACCGUCUACUGCCAAGUCUAUCACCAUCCCAGGCCAGGACUCCUCUCUGCAGCUGACAUGUAAGGGUGGUGGGACCAGCAGUGGCGGCGGCGGCAGCACCAACUCCCUGACAGGUUCCCGGCCUCCCAAGGCCCGACCCACCAUCCUGGGCUCAGGCCUGCCAGAGGAGCCUGACCAGGGCCUGUCCAGCCCCGAGGAGGUAUUUCACUCUGGUCAUUCCCGCAACUCCAGCUAUGCCAGCCAGCAGUCUAAGAUCUCUGGCUACAGCACAGAGCACUCACGCUCCUCCAGCCUGUCAGACUUGACGCAUCGCCGCAACACUUCCACUAGCAGUAGCGCCUCUGGUGGCCUCAGCAUGGCUGUGGAGGGUCCUGAGAGCAGUGAGCGGGAGCACCGGCCCCCCGAGAAGCCACCUCGGCCACCCCGGCCUCUGCAUCUGUCAGACCGCUCCUUUCGGCGAAAAAAGGACUCAGUGGAGAGCCACCCAACCUGGGUGGAUGACACGCGGAUCGAUGCGGAUGACAUUGUGGAAAAGAUCAUGCAGAGCCAGGACUUCACAGACGGCAGCAACACUGAGGAUAGCAACCUCCGGCUGUUCGUGAGCAAAGAUGGUUCCACCACACUGAGUGGUGUUCAGCUGGCCAACAGGGUUUCCUCUGGGGUUUACGAGCCAGUCGUGAUUGAAAGCCAUUGAGAGAGCCGGUGUCCAGGCUGAAGAAGCCCCUGCCUUUGUGGGGGUCUAGACCUGCAUCAUUCCAGGAGGGACUUCCCUUUGGAUCCCCACCGCAUCUCAUCUGUGCCUCCUCCAAGUCUUCUUGCCUACACCUGCCCAAAGCAUCAUUCCAUUGUCCUCCCGCCCACCCUGGGCCCUUGCAGCCCUGUGGCCUGGGCACCACUGUGAAUAUUUUCCUCAGAACCACUAGAAGGCAGAACAGGUGGGCAUGUGCUGCAGGGAGCAAGACGAAGCUGUCUAAGACUGUCCCCAUGGAGUCCAACCUGGUCUCAGCUGAGGAUAUGCAGCAGCUCCUUCACAUGUGGGGGUGCUUGUGGCCAAGGGGCCUCUUCCCCCAUGACCCACUCUCUCCAGGAGCUCCAGCUUCAACCAGGCUAACAAGGCCUUGCUCCAUUGCCCCCUUCACCCUUGGGGGCCAGAGCACCCCUGAAUUCUGCCACUUGUGACCCUCUGCUCAGUGCUUCAACUGUCCCUUACCCCUGUCCUGGGAGAUCCGCUGGCGGCUUCCUCCUGGGAGCCAAGACCUCAGACCGUACCCAUACUCCAGAUUGAGACCCCACCUCUCCCACCGAAUGUUCUCCUGCUGCCCUGGCAGCCUGCACUUUGCACAUAACUUGUCCCAGCACAACCUCUCUGGCCCCACUCCCUUCCCCUUGGCCUCUUCCCUAGGACUCCUGGGUGCUGCCUGCAGUGCAGUCAGGCCCAGGGUCUGGCAGCCCGGCUGGCUUAGGGCACUGCCUCUCUUCUAGCUAGCCCCAGCUCAGGCCUAAGACCAGAGCCUAGAAAGGCCUGAGUGUCAUGAUGCCCCCUGUCCAGGGCUGUCCUGAGCAGCUGACUUUCCUAUAGGAAGGAUGGGGCCAGGCUGGGCUGGGCAAGCAAAGCCCCCUUCCUUUGCUCUCAGGUCACAUGUGCAGGUCAGGAAGCCUAGGCUGGGGCCCAUGCUGGAGAGGCAGGUGUUCUGGGACUGGACAGGCUAGAGCUGGCUUCCUGCCUGACAAGUCUCAGCUUUCCUCUGUAUCCCCUACUUCUGGUCAAGGGAGGGGAUCCCUCAAGGGGCAGCAUGCUUUCCCAGUGGGAGCAGUCUGGCCCUGCACCCCACCCCAUACCCCGCUAAGGCCUCCUUGCAGCACUUUUUCCGCUGGUCCUCGGAACUGGCUUGAAGGAGGGCUCUGGCUGCCAACCAGGCCCUGAACAAACUCUUGCCCCUUUGAGUUUCACCAUUUUAUAUAAACCCAGCAGGCUGGUGUUACUUGGCCCUAGCGGUUUUUUUCCUUAUCUUUACUCUCUCUUUUUUGGGUUCACGUUCCAUAUUUUGUCCUCCCCCAGCAAGGGGAGGUACUUGUAAUUCCCUACCCCACCUGCGGGCUGGGUCCCAGCAGGGCUGGGGAUGGCCUGGGGCAGGACACUGGUUCUCUCUGGGUAGGGGAUAAGUGUCCUCCCCAGACAUGGCGGUCCCUUGUCCAGUGCCUGUCUGCUCCAGCUGUCAAGAGUUGAGGUUCUUGGUCUUGGAAACUUACUGAUACUAGGACCAGAGCAUUUCUGGGGGUUUUGUUGUCAUCAGCAUUAUUUUAACCACCCAAUAAUGCUUUCAGAAAAUGGAUGUCAUAAGGUGCCUGCUGUGGCAGGACAGCAUGGCUCUGACUGGAGAAGGCUGUGGUCAGCUCGGAGAGUCCCUUCCUCCCUGGCAGAAACUGGCCACUGUCUGCAGAUGAGGUGACCCUUAGAAGAAUAGGGGAGCACCGUCCUUCCCUUCCAUGCCCAUGACCUCCCCCAUCUUAAGAGGAGGUCACUGUAGUCAGGGUAUAAUUUGGGCUUGAUUGAAAGUUCUUGGGCUUUAGGCAUAAAGCAGCUGGCUUUGUCAGUGUCAGGGAGACUCCCUCAAACCAGCAGCCCCAACCUCACCUAAGCCAAGGUCUGGGCUCAACAGUUAGCCCAGGAGACAAGAGCCUGCCACAUCCUCUCAUACCAGGCCCUGGGCCAGGGUAACUGGGCUGAGAAUUUGGCCAUAACCAAAUGAACACUGGCUGGAGCCAGAGGCCAGGAGCCCUGGCUCUCCUUGUAUGGAAGCCCUUUCUUCAUUCAGCCUGUGCGGGUCCCCUCAAGCUCAGUGAUUCCCCCCAGGUGCCCAUAGCACUUGGAUGUCAGAUUCUGUAUAGAGAGAUAGAAUAUAUUAGAGGUAUUUUUGGAAAGGAAUUGGUCUAUGCAAAGCCAGUUUGGAAUCUUCUCGAAAGACAGUUUAAUGUUUCUACUAGGAGAUAUAAAGAAAAUAAAGGUCUACAAUAUUUUUAGGUUUUUUUUUUUUUUCCCCUGAUCACCCCGCAACUGAUCACACUGCACAGUCUGUCAGGAUGGAGAAAGUCCCCCUUCUAUCCUAACAAUGUUGCCACCACUGCUCCCCAUCCCGUGGGCUGUGUUUGUAUCUCUGCCCCAGCUUAUUGUAGAAAAUAAUGUAAGGGGAAAUCAGCCUAGUGUCGGUGUCUUGGUUUGGGGAAAAAAAUUAAA